Marasmius oreades (fairy-ring Marasmius) is the source of this 625-nucleotide messenger RNA. RefSeq lists its product as uncharacterized. The record is from RefSeq and is a predicted model, not a curated record. Gene Ontology annotation, biological process: protein import into mitochondrial matrix. Lineage: Eukaryota; Fungi; Basidiomycota; Agaricomycetes; Agaricales; Marasmiaceae. The coding region runs from base 36 to 548 and encodes 170 amino acids. The transcript has 4 exons. Gene Ontology annotation, cellular component: TIM23 mitochondrial import inner membrane translocase complex.
GCUCAAGUUCAGUUGACCUGCGCUUACCUUCCUUCAUGGCCUCACCUCGCGUCAUAAUACAAAUAGUAUUGACCGGCUCAAAAAUCUUGGGCAAAGCGUUCCUUGAAGCUGGAAGACAAGCUGUAAAAAAUGCUAAACACAAGCCGGCAGGUGCCAUGGCUGGCUCUGAUAUAGCUGGUGUUGCUCAUGCCAACUCUGGAUCAAUGACUGACCAGCUAACACGGCAAUAUCGGAUGGCUUUGGACGAGGCUCACCUGAUUCUUAACACCAAACGUGGAGAGGAAAUGGAGAAAAUUCUCAGUAACUAUGAACAUCUGUUCAAAGCCAACAGUUCACCAGCUCCUCCAGCUCCCUCCGCUGGAAAGGUAAAAGCUCCUCCAGCACAUUCACACUAUCUACAAUCCAAAGUUGUCCGUGCGCGAGAACGAAUAGAGGCAGAGCUUCAAAUCGUUAACGAGAACCCGACACCAGUUGGAACCCGACAGGCACCACCACCAGAUCACAACCCUCCGUCUCCCACAGGUAGUAACACUGGAAGUUCAAGUUGAUAGACAUAUACCCAAAGCUAGCUUAAUUUAAUGUAAAGUACUCGUUUUGAUAAUAUAUCAAACCCCACUCACGGUUA